AUGUUGACGGCUUUAGAUUUUCACAACAACAAAUUGACAGGUGCAAUUCCAACUGAAAUAGGGAAUUUAGCUAUGUUGACGGCUUUAGAAUUUAGAGACAACAAAUUGACUGGUGUAAUUCCAGCUGAAAUAGGGAAUUUAACUAUGUUGAUGGAUUUAGAUUUUAGCAACAACAAAUUGACAGGUGGAAUACCCGAAAAGAUUGGGAACCUUCACAGAUUGGAGGAGCUUUAUUUAUACAACAAUGCAUUAUCGGGUUCCAUACCAGCUGCAAUUUUCAACAUUUCAUCUCUCCAACAUAUUGGACUUGACCAGAAUAAAUUCUCAGGAACUAUUCCUUUGACAACGAGUAAUAAUAAGCUAAGCAAUUUGGAGUCUCUUUUUCUUGAUCAGAAUUACUUGAGCGGAGUUAUACCUAGCACCAUCUCAAAUGCUACUAAGCUAGUUUUUUUGGUGCUUUACAAUAAUGAGCUCACAGGUUCAAUCCCCACCUCUUUAGGAAGUUUAAGAAAUCUAAAAUAUCUAUACCUGGAUUACAACAGGCUAUCAAGUGAAUCCUCAGAAUUGAGCUUUUUCACUUUCUUGACGAGUUGCAGAUCUUUGACAUAUUUAGUGUUGGAUAAUAAUCCUCUAAAUGGUUUUCUCCCAGCUUCCUUUUCUAACUAUUCGACGUCACUUGAAGUCAUAACUGCAAAAAGUUGUAGAAUCAAAGGAAACAUCCCAGAUGGAAUUAGCAAUUUGAGCAGUUUAGUGGAACUAGAAUUUUCAGGUAACGAAUUGAUUGGAUAUGUCCCAAGAACUAUACAUAGUUUGGCAAAUCUUCAGGUGCUGUACUUGGACUCCAAUCAAAUAAGAGAUGUCUUGGACAUUUUUUGUGGAUUACAAAGUUUGGGGUUGUUAGACUUGAGCCAAAAUCAAUUCUUUGGUAGUAUUCCAGAAUGCUUAGGAAAUAUGACAAAUUUGAGACAGAUUUUUCUAGACUCCAACAGGUUGACUUCCAUGAUACCUGCUAACCUAUUGAGCAUGAAAGAUCUCCAAAUUCUCAACCUUUCAUCAAAUUUCUUAAGUGGAUCGCUACCUUUGGAGAUCGGGAACCUCAAAGCAGCAUAUAGUUUAGAUAUCUCGUUCAAUCAAUUAUCAGACAAAAUCCCUACAACCAUUGGAGAGCUGCAAGCUUUACAGAGCCUUUCAUUGGCGAAAAAUAAUUUGCAGGGUUCUAUACCAGAAUCAUUUAGCUAUAUAGUCAGCUUGGAAUUCUUAGACCUUUCACACAAUAAUCUCUCUGGUGUAAUACCCAAGUCAAUGGAGGCACUCAAAUCUCUCAAGGAAUGCAAUGUUUCUUUUAAUAGAUUAAGUGGCGAAAUUCCUCGAGAUGGUCCCUUCAGAAACUUUACAGGUCAAUUGUUCAUGAACAAUGAAGGACUCUGUGGUGACCCAAGGCUUAGUGUUCCACUAUGUCAGAGUAAUUCAAUUAGAAGAUCGAGCAAAAGAAAGGUGCUUCUACUUGUCAUUAGUCUGUCUGGGAUGGCAGCAAUACUGAUAAUAGCAAUUGGAACAUUAUUGAAUCUAAGGUGGCUAAAGAAACCAAAGAGUUCUAGUGGAACAGAUUUGAUGUCAGCGGCAAAAUAUGAAAGAUUUUCAUACUAUGACCUUUUGCACUCAACCGAUAACUACAAUGAAAGCAAUUUGCUUGGAGAAGGGAGCUAUGGUUCUGUUUACAAAGGGAUCCUAAGUGAUGGCACUAUUGUGGCUAUCAAGGUAUUCAACUUGCUAGUGGAAGGUUCAUUAAAAAGUUUUGAUAGAGAAUGCGAGGUUCUAAAGAGUUUACGCCAUCGAAAUCUUACAAAAGUGCUCGGCAGCUGCUGUAACCCUGAUUUUAAAGCCUUGGUACUCAAAUACAUGCCCAAUGGGAAUCUUGAGAAGUGGUUGUACUCUCACAACCAUUUUUUAGAUAUGUUCCAAAGAAUAAACAUAAUGAUUGACGUUGCUUGUGCAUUGGAAUAUCUCCAUUAUGGUUAUGAUGCUCCUGUGGUACAUUGUGACUUGAAGCCCAGUAAUAUCUUGCUUGAUGAAGAGAUGGCUGCCCAUGUAAGUGACUUUGGUAUAGCAAAAAUGUUUGGCCAAGGAGAAAGUAUUUUGCAUACCAAUACCCUUGCAACACUGGGAUACAUUGCACCAGGUUAA
Messenger RNA from Coffea eugenioides, 2184 nucleotides. RefSeq names its product receptor kinase-like protein Xa21. The coding region runs from base 1 to 2184 and encodes 727 amino acids. Gene Ontology annotation, molecular function: protein binding; ATP binding; protein kinase activity. Gene Ontology annotation, biological process: protein phosphorylation. The transcript has 4 exons. The record is from RefSeq and is a predicted model, not a curated record. Lineage: Eukaryota; Viridiplantae; Streptophyta; Magnoliopsida; Gentianales; Rubiaceae.